GUUUCUAAGUUAGUAGGAGUAACGCAAAGAUAGGUAGCAACUCAAGGUAUGCUGCAAUCACUAAUAGAUUGAAUGGCUGAGGGGCUCUCCUGUGAACAGGUAUGGCAUAUUCUAUUCACUUCGAAAUGCAGUAGUGCUGGGUUUAUUAUUAGUUAUGAAACUAUCGAUAUGGGGGGUAAGACCCUUCAUAAGUGGCUUUCUUUUUUUAAUGUUUACGAUUCAGAGUUAUUGAAUAUAUUGAUGAAAUAUAUGCAACUACAAUUCUGGAAACCUGUUUCCUAUUACAGAUGUUGAUACUAAAAGAACUGAUAAUAGAACUGAUAGUAUCUUUAACCUACCACUGCUGAAACCACUGUAUAUAUAGGAAUUUCCACUUUAUUCACUACUUGUCAAAUCUUCAUUAUAGUUAUCCUUUUCAGGGUAAUUAAUCAUUUGACUAGCAUUACUAAAUCUAUCAAAAAAGCUCUCUUCCUGGAAGGGAUAGCAGUUUCUAAAUUUGCACUAUGUAGUUCUUACAGUAUUAUACAUCUUAUGACAUAC
This is a messenger RNA of Spathaspora passalidarum NRRL Y-27907, 540 nucleotides long. RefSeq lists its product as uncharacterized. The transcript has a single exon. NCBI's taxonomy places the organism in Eukaryota, Fungi, Ascomycota, Pichiomycetes, Serinales, Debaryomycetaceae. Bases 73 to 294 code for a protein of 73 amino acids. The record is from RefSeq and is a predicted model, not a curated record.